Messenger RNA from Calypte anna (Anna's hummingbird), 3810 nucleotides. RefSeq names its product membrane associated ring-CH-type finger 5 (gene MARCHF5). The record is from RefSeq and is a predicted model, not a curated record. The coding region runs from base 773 to 1618 and encodes 281 amino acids. NCBI's taxonomy places the organism in Eukaryota, Metazoa, Chordata, Aves, Apodiformes, Trochilidae. Gene Ontology annotation, molecular function: zinc ion binding. The transcript is spliced from 6 exons.
GGGAGGCGGCAGAGGCGGCUCAGCCUCUCCCUUUGCUGAGGCACGGCCGGCGGGAGGGGGCUGCGCCGCUCCCCUCACUCGCCUCAGAGGGCAACCGUCACUGCGCGAGGAGGAGGGCGGUGGCAAGGCCCGUCCCACUCUUCCAUCCCUCCCGGCCCUCAGGGGGGACCCAGGCGGCGGCGGCGGCGGAAGGCAGCGGGAGGGGUAGCAGCUGCCACGGAACCCAUGGGACCGGGUUCGCAGAUGACUUUCCCUCCGCCCACCCCCGGACUCCAACACGGCCAUUCCGCCGCCAAUACGUUCCCUUACCUGCCUCGCGCAGGGCGUCGGGCAGCGACUACGCGGCGAGGAGAGACAUAGGGAGGGGAGGAGGUGGGGGACCUGUGAACUGGAGGCGUUAGGACUACACUUCCCAGCGUGCCGCGGGGGCCGCCGAGCGUUUUCUGACGCCAGCGCGCUGCGGCGUCACUGCUGCACUCGGCAGUGACCUCACAGAGGCGUUGUCACCGUCGUUCGCCCCGGCAGCGCGGCGGCCCAAGUUCAGCAGCUCCUGCGUGCCGCUCCGUCCCGCCUCAGCGACCGGCCCUCCUCUGCGUCCCCGCCUGUUGGAGGAGGGGCCGCCCGGCUGCCUCCCGGGAGGGCGGUUUCGCUGCCUUUCCUUUGGCUUCCCUUCGUCUACUGACCCACGCGUUACGCGCGGCUUCGUCGGCUCCGGGCCCGCCUUUGUCAGGUUCCGGGCCCUCAUCUAGGCCCGUCCCUCCUCCCGGAAGCCAUGUCUGAGCAGACGGGCUUGGCCCUGCCGCAGACCAUGGACAGAAGCUGCUGGGUUUGUUUUGCUACUGAUGAGGAUGAUCGGACAGCAGAGUGGGUGAGACCUUGCAGGUGCAGGGGCUCUACGAAAUGGGUUCAUCAGACUUGUCUACAGCGCUGGGUGGAUGAAAAGCAAAGAGGAAACAGUACUGCUAGAGUUGCUUGUCCUCAGUGCAAUGCAGAAUAUUUAAUAGUAUUUCCAAAGCUAGGUCCAGUUGUUUACGUUUUGGAUCUUGCAGAUCGACUGAUCUCAAAGGCAUGUCCGUUUGCUGCAGCUGGAAUAAUGGUGGGCUCUAUAUACUGGACAGCUGUAACAUAUGGAGCUGUGACAGUGAUGCAGGUUGUGGGUCACAAAGAAGGUCUUGAUGUCAUGGAGAGAGCUGAUCCUUUGUUUCUUUUGAUUGGACUUCCCACUAUCCCAGUCAUGCUAAUAUUGGGCAAAAUGAUUCGUUGGGAGGACUAUGUGCUCAGACUGUGGCGCAAAUACUCUAAUAAACUACAAAUUUUGAACAGCAUAUUUCCAGGCAUUGGAUGUCCUGUUCCUCGUAUUCCAGCAGAGGCCAAUCCUUUGGCAGAUCAUGUCUCUGCUACACGUAUUCUAUGUGGAGCUCUAGUUUUCCCUACUAUUGCCACAAUAGUUGGCAAGCUGAUGUUCAGCAGUGUUAACUCAAAUUUACAAAGGACAAUCUUGGGUGGAAUUGCUUUUGUUGCUAUAAAAGGAGCUUUUAAGGUCUACUUCAAACAGCAGCAAUAUUUGCGCCAAGCUCACCGUAAAAUUUUAAAUUAUCCUGAGCAAGAAGGAGCGUAAGGCUGUGAUCUCCAGAUGUCCUACAUCCUCACCAAACAGGUUUCCAUGUUGUAUUGGUUCCAUCGUUAUUGCACAGUAGUGAAGAAUUGUGAUAAGUUGCUGCUCCUGUUUUUCAUUUUUCCUCUCUAUAUAAUAAAACACUGUCUUGUGGCAGGGUAAAUCCUUUCAGCAACCACUGAAGCUAAGAAUGUGACUUGGCAUUCAUUAUUUUUGGAUAUUUCUGUCGGGCAGCAGGCUUCUGAAUUACUUUCUUUGAGCCAAUAUGCUGAAUAGGAAAAAAAAAUCAACUACAGAGCAAGAACAUUUUAAAUUGUGUACUUAAUAUAGGCUAUAUCCAAUUGCCUUUUCUUUUACGUGCUUUCAUACCCACUCUCAUCCAGUUCAGCAUUUCACACAAUGAGGGUUUGGUUUUGGUUUUUUUCAAAGGAAAUGGGAGUUGUUACCAAGGAGACAUAAUUGUGGUACAUCAGCCAAUAAAGAUUUCCUUGGCUCAUGCUGGUAUCAAAAAUGGAGUGUGAAAUACUCAAAUAACUGGUCAGAGAAAGCAGAGGAUGUAUCACUCCCUACAGGAUUUGUGUGCCAGCUUUAGCCACCUAAGUACUAGUUGUUGAAAUUAGCAUGGCUUCUAGGUGAGUACUUUAUUGCUGGUAAUUUUUAGUGUCCUGUUGUAUCUUCAGCAGUGCCUACUAAUAUUUUCCCAUGGUUCUUUUACUGUUUUGUUACUGGUGCUGGAUAGCAUUUUUUUCCUCCACAGUAAAAUAAUUACAUGGGAGAGGUAAAUUUCAGUUGUUUAUUUUACAGUUAUCUAUUAAAGCACUCGUUUAGUUUAAAUGUUCCUUUUGAUUAUGUAAAAACCUGUACAGGUACAAAGAACAGUAGAAAUGUGAGGAAACAGCACUGGGCACUAAAGCUACAUUUAAAUUGAUAAAUCAGGGCAUCCUUUGAACUUCCAGACCUGGGUCUGUAACUUGGCUCUGUACCAGUAGUAGGCUCUCUGCUGGCAAUAUGAGCUGUAGAGGAAGAACGAUUGGCUGGGAGGGGGUGACACUGGAGUUGGGGUACCUAAUCUGAACAUGGCACACACCAGUAGGAGAGACAUUCUUAGGACAACUGGGCUCCAUUCUGUAAAUUACUAAAGGAUAAAUCUUAAAUGUGUAAUGAACUAGUUUUUCAUACAGUGAGUCUGUUCAAAGUAGCCAGCUGAGGGAAACAUUAGCACUUCAGUUAUUGAUGUAUUUAUAAAUUUAAUUUUAACAGAAACUAAAUGUUUUGUGAAGUUAAAUUUUUACAAACAUAAUAGGCCAUUUGAUAGUCAUGCCAGACCUAACCUAGAUUUAGUACUUGAAGUUUUUUCAUAACAACAAUUUAUUUGUUAUUCUCAAAGUUGCUUUCUCCUUUCUUGUUUGUAUUAGUAUGUCAAAUGCAUGGAGAAAGGUUGAAAAAAAACUUUUAGUGGAAGUGUAAGUAAAUAUUUCUCUUCACUAGAAAGGAAGUAAAUGCAGAAUGGACUUCAUAUAUGACUGCAAUAAUGUAUGUUAGAGAAAUUCAAAAUAAUGAUACCUUUUCUAUAGUAUGUUUAUCUUAAUUGCUGAGAUGUAAUAUUUUAGAACUGUACAAAAGUGUAUAUAAUGACCAACUAGUAUUCCAAAACUAUACAGGUAUUGGAAAUUAUACAGUCAGUAUCAAAUACUUUUGAGGUUCUUGCUGUAACUAAAGAAUUACUAUAAUCUUGUAAGUCUGCUGAUUAUAUUUGUCUUAGUGAGCUCACUUUUAUAUAAAACUCUAAAUAGAGUAUCAACCUCUGAAAGUUGUUGCUUUCUCUAAGGUAGUCUUGAAACAAUUUAAUAUGUACUUCUUACAGAAAUCCUUAUUUCAAGAAAAUAGCUUUUCAGUGGUCUUUGCUGUAUAUAUUUCCAACCAAUUUAUUACUGUUUUUUUUUAAGUCUUGUGAAGAAAUCAAAUUAUGCAAAUUAGUGGGUUUGAAAGUUGAUGAAAUUUGUUCCAUGGGGAAAGCACAUUGUUUCUUCUUGAAGUUAAAGGUAUUGUAAAAAUACAAUUAUAAAAAUACUGUAUGGAUUAUAAAAUAAUUUCACCUGAGUGGCAGAAUGUCAUUACUCUGUUGUAAAUCUUGUUUUUAAGUAUUGCAAAUUAUACUUAUGUUGAAUUAGGUUGAAUAAAUAUUUUUUACACUC